Saxophila tyrrhenica is the source of this 960-nucleotide messenger RNA. RefSeq lists its product as uncharacterized. Bases 1 to 960 code for a protein of 319 amino acids. NCBI's taxonomy places the organism in Eukaryota, Fungi, Ascomycota, Dothideomycetes, Mycosphaerellales, Extremaceae. Gene Ontology annotation, molecular function: superoxide dismutase activity; metal ion binding. The transcript has 2 exons. Gene Ontology annotation, biological process: superoxide metabolic process. The record is from RefSeq and is a predicted model, not a curated record.
AUGAUCACGAGACGAUUAGCGAGGCCAUUGGGCGCCUUCACAUCCAGCAGCUGGAUAUGCCCCUCCUGUACACGAGCCUCCCUCCUCCAACAGCGCAUCGCCGAGCAAAGACGAAGACGACAUGACGUCCCCAAACUCCAAGAAUACGACCAGACAUUCCGAGAUGAGGGCGUUCCCGGCCUGUUCAGCCCAACCGGUUUCGAGAUAGGAUGGAAGCAGUACCAAGGCAUGAUCGUUAAGAAGCUCAACCAACUCACAGCCGGCGAGCCCUUCGAAAACGACAACCCUAAACAACUCGUCACGCAAUUUGCUCGCGACCCCUCCGCCGCCAGCCUCUUCAAUCACGCCAGCAUGGCGCACAACAACCACUUCUUCUUCUCCGGCCUCAGCACCUCCCCCGUAAACCUCGACGACCUCCCCCAGCUGCGCGACAACCUAGAAGACACCUUCGGCAGCAUCGACACCUUACGCACCACCAUGCUCGACACCGCCGCCGCCAUGUUCGGGCCCGGCUUCGUCUGGCUCGUGUGGGCGCGCAAACAGGGCAGCAUCAAGCGCGGCGAAUGGCGCAUCCUCACCACCUACCUCGCCGGCACCCCCUAUCCAGAAGCCGGAUUCCGACACCAAGGCAUCGACACGAAUGUCAGCAACGCGCAAAAGUACGAGGAAUACAUGGCCGGGGAGCCGGCGAACACGGUCGGGUACAUGGGCCCGGCGAGUAAGAGUGGGAGGGAGAAUGCGAGUAUACCGCCCGGCGGCACGUCGUUGAUGCCGGUGCUGUGUGUGAAUACGUGGGAGCAUGUGUACAUCUACGAUUUCGGGCUGCCGGGGAAGCUGAAUUACCUGGAGACUUGGUGGGAUGCAAUUGAUUGGAAGGUGGUGGAGCAGAAGACCCCGCAGGAGGCUUUUAGGGACUUUGAGGGGGCACCGAGUAGGUAUGGGAGUGGGCCACGGUCUUGA